This is a messenger RNA of Fusarium graminearum PH-1, 300 nucleotides long. RefSeq lists its product as uncharacterized. The record is from RefSeq and is a predicted model, not a curated record. NCBI's taxonomy places the organism in Eukaryota, Fungi, Ascomycota, Sordariomycetes, Hypocreales, Nectriaceae. The transcript has a single exon. The coding region runs from base 1 to 300 and encodes 99 amino acids.
AUGGCUCCGAGGACGGUGGAGGAGGUUCAUCGUUCCGCGAAGGAGGAAGUGGGUGAGGUCGAGGGUAUUGGUUCGGGUGGGGCUGUUGGUAUUGAGUUGGAGGAUACGGUGGAAGUUGAGAAUGGUGAUGGGGCGGAGGAGGAGCGUGGUGUUGAUGCGAGGACAGUGAGUGAGAAGACGAAGAAGGCGGUGGUGGCGGAGGAGGAGCGUGAGAAGAAUGAUGAUGCUGAGUUGGCGGCGGAGGUAGAAGAGACGGCGGGGGGUGUUGGUGUUGUUGCUGCUGUUGGUAUGCGUGAAUAG